Molecule: messenger RNA, 795 nt
Organism: Striga asiatica
Lineage: Eukaryota; Viridiplantae; Streptophyta; Magnoliopsida; Lamiales; Orobanchaceae
Source: the annotation of a GenBank genome assembly
AUGGAGCAAAAUCUAGCAAUGGUGGCCAAAAAGAUCUGGAAAUUGGCCCAAGCGAUAUAUUUCAUGCUGAGGAAAGGCUUUUCAAAGGGGAAAUUAUUAUCCGCCGUCAACACCAUGAUGAGGCGCGGCAAGGUCGCCGGAAAAGAGGCAAUCCAAAACCUCAUCUUCCACCACCACCACCACCAUGCCGCCGCCGCCGGCCGCCGCGACUACGAAUUCACCUGCGGCGGCAGAAACUCCGGUGGACGGCCGCUCUCGGAGGCGGAUUUGAUGGAGGCGGCGGUGGUGAUGGCCGCCAGCGCGGCGGCGUCACCGGCGCUGCCGGGUUUCGGGCGGAGCCCGUUGGUGAGGCGGCUGAGGGUGACGGAUUCGCCUUUCCCGUUGAGGGAUGUGGAGGAGAGCUGCCACGUGGACGAGGCGGCGGAGGAGUUCAUUAUGAAGUUCUAUAGGGAUUUGAGGCACCAAAAUUCCCAAAGCCAGACAAGAUCUAUCGCAGCUGUAGCCGCAUCGCCGCGAAUAAAGCAAAUCUUAGCCGUUUUCCCAGAGGCCUUCAAUCAGAAUCUGUCGUCGGCUCUCUCCAGGAUUGAGUCCCCCAUUCGCACCGCAGCGCCGCGCCGCGACACGCCUCUGCCUGCUCCGUUCGACCCUUGGAGAUUGAACCGCCUAACCUUCGACCUUCUCUGCCUUCAACGAAGCGAGAACAAAGGCGCCCGCCCAAGCGGUAGUGCUUCCACAAGUCAGCUACAAUUGGUGGUUUCAGAUCUUGCAAGAUCCAACUUUCGGGUAGAUUUUUAG